Molecule: messenger RNA, 1163 nt
Organism: Westerdykella ornata
Lineage: Eukaryota; Fungi; Ascomycota; Dothideomycetes; Pleosporales; Sporormiaceae
Exons: 2
Coding region: 328-867 (179 amino acids)
Source: RefSeq, a predicted model, not a curated record
CAAGGAACCGGCAUAUCCGUUCUUCUUACUGGGAGAGUCUAACCCUCGGCCUCAUUACUCGGUUUGGCACUUAUUGGUCUUCGCUUUAUGAUACCCUCUAUACCACAACACAAACGCGUAACGAGAGUCCUCUCGACGAACACUCCGCAGGCCGGACGUCAACGCUGGAUUCCCAUCACCUUACCUCACUGGACUCCUCCUAUUCCAAGAACUCUCGCAACCUUCAGUGCUGCAAACACGACAUCUUGAGCUCGAAAGCCUCACCGCGAGUCCGGUCUCUCAUCCACCCCUCCACACCUUCAAAAUCACUCCUCCAACCCAGCCACAAUGAUCUCCCUCGCCUCCCUCUUCCUCCUCAUCAAACUCAUCAUGAUCACCGUCGUCGGCCUCUACUUUGCCGAAAAAUGCGGCUACACCUCCUCCGAGCCCUCGCACCAGGCCUUCGUCCCCCGGAAACAACUGCGGCCCCACCUCCCACCCUACGCGACUGGUAGAAGUCGCCUCGACAACAUGCACACGGCUCCAACAGCCCCAUUCCCACUCGUCAGCGAGAGACCUAGCUCGCGAUCUGGCCUGCAGAGCCAGGAAUUGCAGCGUGCGGUUCAGGAAGCGGUGGCGAGGAGGACGGGGUCGCCUGUCAGGACGCGGAGUCGGAGUAGUACGGCUAGUAGUGCGAGUGCGCAGUCGAGGGGUUCGGAGGGCCGGACGAGGAGUCCGUUGAAGAUGAGUAGUAGUGUGUCGAAGAGUAAGAGUAAGAGUCGGAGUAGGGAGAGGGAAGAGGGGAAGGAGGAGAGCAAGGAAAGGAGAAGGGGGGUGUUGCGCAGGGGUCGGUCGGGUUCGAGUGGUUCGAGUGGGUCGAGGGGGUGAGAGUCGGAGUCAUGAGUUGCGGUUGUGAGUUGUUCAUGGUGGAGAGGAAUCGUUGCGCUUUUGUUUGAGGCGAGGCAUGGUGGUUGUAUUGUAUGUCAGCGUGAUCAUGAGUUAUGAACUUGUAUGGAGGUAAAAUAUUAGGCGUUAGAUACUCCAAGCAAUUGCUACGUCCCUGCCUUAUAUCUCUUAUUCUUUCGUCAACACCUCGCGACCUUGGAUCCUUCUCAUAGCCGUUCGAUUGAGAGGUAAGGGGAAGCUUACACAACUUUGUCGUUUCUCAGUAGAAACUAACGUUG